Molecule: messenger RNA, 2221 nt
Organism: Spizellomyces punctatus DAOM BR117
Lineage: Eukaryota; Fungi; Chytridiomycota; Chytridiomycetes; Spizellomycetales; Spizellomycetaceae
Exons: 6
Coding region: 625-2049 (474 amino acids)
Biological process (GO): cell surface receptor signaling pathway; adenylate cyclase-activating G protein-coupled receptor signaling pathway
Cellular component (GO): plasma membrane
Molecular function (GO): G protein-coupled receptor activity
Source: RefSeq, a predicted model, not a curated record
ACGCGUUGGACUCUGUACGAAAAUUUCGGAACACUUUUCGGGAGUUCAAACCCGCACCCCACCUUCUGGUACGUCCAAAAGUAGACGGACAGAGAAGAGGGGACAAGCAGGAGGUGAUGAACGGUGACCCUCGCAGCGCUCAAAAGGACUUUAUAUGUUCUGCAACUGACGGGAAUUACCGGUCCCAAGGAGACCAACCAGUUCUUUGCAGGGUCAAGUUCUUCUCCUGUUCAAGUCUGGACUUGGUCUAAAGAAGCGGAUGAGUCAGCUGAUCGCCGACGACGAUGCCUCGGCUGAGCCUCCGCGGCGAGACUCGGGGCUGAGGACCUUUAAAGAGCGGUAGAUUUAGACGUGGACGUGGACACUAUUCGACGGAUGGACUUUAAGGAGAGUAUCACAUAUUGGACUCCGAUCUUGUUGGCAUUAAUAGGAACAUGGGAAAAAUAAGUGUAGUGUGAUAAACAGACAUUAGUUCAGCGAUCGAAGGAUCAUAAAUAUCCUGCAUGCGUUCUCUCCCGCUGUUUUUGUAUUGCUUGAUUCACUCGGCGGGCACAGCUCUCGACGUUGCACGUUGCCGUUGCUAGCCGUCUCUCCCGACGAUAAAGGAAACAAAAGCCUGCCAUCAUGAGCACCACAACUCCCCCACCAGUUUCUCCGCCCCCCUUUGCAUCCGCAGAGCUUCAAUCAAUUCAAGUCGCUGUCCGUGUAGCAUCAUGUCUGUCCAUCCUGGGUUCGUGCUCCAUUCUAGGCACCUACCUCCUUGCAUCCCGCUUCAAGAGUAUCACAAAUCGGCUGGUGUUCUACAUGUCGGUUGCGGAUCUCGUUGCCAGUAUAAUGCUAUCGCUGGGAAGCUUCCCUAUUGAACAUGGAUCGGAAGCAUUCUGUUCAGCGCAGGGAUUUAUCAUCCAGACAUACAUCCAGGCUUCCAUGGUGUGGACUCUAGUCAUGUCGAUGAGUAUUGUUUUUGCCGUGUGCAAGCACCGUCCCCUACGGGAUUUUAUGCGUUACGAAAAGUACUUUCACGCAGCUGCGUGGGGAUUACCGUUGAUUUCGUCAAUCGUGCUACAAUUGCUACGGGAAGAUGAUAAAGGACCAGUAUUUGCCCCGAGUGUGUUUUGGUGCUGGAUCGGUGGAAAGUAUACAUCGUAUAGAAUGAUUUUCUUUUAUGGUCCAUUGUGGACUGUAUUCAUUAUCAAUGUACUUGGGUAUAUGACGAUUGGAUGGAUUGUAUGGAGGGGUAACCGACGCCUAACAAGUUCGCUCGAAGUGCCGUUCAACAGGCGUGGCAUUUCGAUUCCCUCGCAGCGCACCUCUGCCGCGAUAAAGAGAUACAUCCUGAAAACGUCCUUCUACCUGUUAGCCUUUUUUAUCAACUGGCUUAUACCAACCGUAAACCGCAUUCAAAACAUGGCGGAUCCAACGUAUCCAAUCUAUGGGCUUUUCAUUCUCCAUGCGGUUUCCGCACCGCUGCAAGGCUUUCUGAACUCGGUUGUGUACUUUUGGGCAACACCUCGAUUCCUACGCUUCUGCAGGCGUUCUGGCCGCCUAAACAAACCGCGUCGCCAGGACCGUACUCCACGAAGCGUGAACGUCUUGACAAUGGCGACAGCUCUGACUGGACAAAUUUACGACCCCGCCCAGCCUGAUAAAGUAAAUCAUACCGAAGCUUGGGUUAAAUCCCUCCCUGUCGCAAAGACAUUGACACAGGAUAGUGAGAGUGCGAGCUCAACAGUUACCAUGAAAACAGACGACUCCUCUACAUCAAAACCAGGGAGCAAAAUGAAGCCCCGCGAUGAAAAGGUUCUGUUCAAGCAUGCUCCUGCAACGCCGCCAUUGCCAUCGGCGCUUAUGAACAAAUAUCGUCCACGAUCAACUGAGCGUUCCCCAUCGGUAAACCACAAUCAUGUCAGCCGGCGCGCUACGAUUGCGUUGGAGAGCGAGACUGCGGAUCGGCCGUCAUCGGAUUGGGCGGAGAUUGUCGAUGCCCUUUGUGAAGGGUUGGAAGGAACGCAUGAAGAAGAAUCCAUCCAUGAAGAGAUCAAAGUAUGACUAUGCUAAAGUAUUUGAAUUUCGUGUAGAUUAUUAUUGUUCCUUAGUCUAUAGCUACAUAUAAUUGUAAUGUCAGUGCGUUAUUGUAGGAUAGUUUGUUUGUAGUCGGACGUUGUUAUAUUGUUUAUCUUGCAAUACAAAUAGGGAUUCCCCGUGUGAUCUGAAAAACACA